Messenger RNA from Ruditapes philippinarum (Manila clam), 1909 nucleotides. Its product is annotated as peroxisomal membrane protein PEX13-like. The coding region runs from base 70 to 1422 and encodes 450 amino acids. Gene Ontology annotation, molecular function: protein binding. Lineage: Eukaryota; Metazoa; Mollusca; Bivalvia; Venerida; Veneridae. The transcript has 4 exons. Gene Ontology annotation, cellular component: peroxisome; peroxisomal importomer complex; peroxisomal membrane. The record is from RefSeq and is a predicted model, not a curated record. Gene Ontology annotation, biological process: protein import into peroxisome matrix, docking.
GUUUUGGUAUGUUAAGUCUCAUUUUCGAGAACCCGUCAACAAACCGGAAGACAAACAGAAUAUAGAGAUAUGGCAUCACCAAUUAAACCAUGGGAAAAACCUGGCGUUAAUAGACAGACUGAAGAAAAUAUACAGUCGACAUUUAUGUCAGCAUUCCCACCUACAACAGGAUUAGGAUCAUCAAUGUCAUCAGGUGCUCCCACUAUAGGAGGUGGAGAUGCCCCACCUGUACCAAGUAGACCCUCUACAAUGGGAGGAUACUCUGGGUAUAGUCAAGGAGGAUAUGGUGGUUACAGCAGUCCAUAUAGUUCAGGCAUGUACAGUAGCCCAUACAGUAGUAUGUAUGGUGGAGGAUAUGGUUCAGGAGGAAUGUAUGGUGGAUACUCUGGCUAUGGUGGAAUGGGAUAUAAUAGAUUUGGAUAUGGACAGAAUAUGAACGAGUAUAAUUCCUUUUCGCGCAUGGCUGAGGAAAGUUCAAGACCAGCUUUUCAGUCUAUAGAAAGUAUAGUUGGUGCAUUUUCAUCUGUCAGUAUGAUGCUAGACUCAACUUUUCAGGCUGUCUAUAAUUCAUUCAGAGCUGUGAUAGGAGUAGCAGACAAUUUCAGUAGAAUGAGAGUGCAGUUUGCUCAAGUAUUUUCAGCCUUUGCUGUAUUCAGAACACUAAGAUAUUUAUACAGGAAAUUACUGGUGUUAUUAAGACUAAGACCUCAGGGUUUUGCUGAAGAAGUUUGGGUAGAAGCAUUAGAUACAGUUGCACAAAAUACUGCUGCCAAAGCCCCUGGUGGGGGCAAGAGUAGCUGGCCUGUGCUAAUGUUCUUUGCAAUCAUUCUAGGCGGACCUUGGCUCAUAUGGAAAUUUCUGAAAUCAACAUUUGCUAAUCCAGUUGAGCAGGGUUGGGCUACUGGAACAGAAGACCACUUUGUUGCACAAGCAUUGUACGAUUUCAGAGGGGAAGGAACGGAUGAGUUAUCUUUUCAAGCUGGUGCUAAUCUACAUAUAGCUCCAAAAAAUCUUCAGCCUCGCAUGAAGGGUUGGUUACUAGGAAGUGUAGAUGGUAAAACUGUGGGCCUUAUACCUGCCAAUUAUAUCAAAGUGUUGGGUAAAAGACGAGGCACAAAAGUUUCAAAUUACCCAGUAAAGAAUGAACUUCAAACAUUUGAUGAACAGAGCAGAGAAUUUCCUAACGAAGCUCUUACACAAAGUAGUUCAUCUUUUAAUACUAGUAGUACUACAGGAAAUCAAAAUGGACCUUUAGUGCAGUCACAAAGUGCUAUAAAUUUAGAGAGACAGGCUCAGGCUGGGUUUACUGGUGAUAUCGGUGUGCCAAAUAUGGACUCAGUUUUUCAAAAUGAAUCCAGUCCAUUAGACAGUGUGCCAGAAUUACCAGCAGAUGAACAGAAAGAUCCGGGUGACAAACCCUGAAGUUUUUUUACUUAUAUAUAUUAUGUAAUAAUGCUAAUGCUGCACACUGUGAUUCUCUUUGUAACUUGACACUAAUGUUACUGGUGUAAUUUUGUAUGACAAAAUUUAUUCAUAUAGGCUGUAUCAACCUUAAUCAUGUUAUAAUUAUUGUGCAUAAAUCUAUACAAAUUUCAGUCUUUUCUUGGCAUAUUGUUACAAAAUGUUGAAUGAUUAAGAAUCAUUAUCAGUUCUGGAAUAUCAGUGAAUUGUGGUAUUUCAUAGGAUGAUUGUUAAUUGGAUUAAUAGAUCACGUAACAUGUAAUUUUUAUCUUGUAAUUUUACCUUUUUAUGAGCACAAUAUAAGUACAUUUUUGUACAAGUACAUGUAUUUUUUAUCAAAGACCAUAGUCAUGUUUAAACUGUAUAUGAGUCAAUUAGGUCAUAUUUGGUGAAUGUGCUUGUUUUAUUUAGAUUGUUUUAUAUAGAAUUAAUAAAAAUAAAGAUGAAA